CCCCGGUCCUUUCCAACGGUCUAACUGCCGACUCUUCUGGAUGGAGAUAAAGAGAGGAUUGCCUCAGAGGGAGAGAGGGAAACACUUUUCCUCCUUUGUAUUUUAAAGUACCAUUUACUUCAGAGAGCAGAGAAAGAGAGAGGGGAGGUGUGUUUAAGAUUUUCCAGGGAGGUGGAGUUUUUCAGAGUGGAGUCACAGACGAGAAACUUGCACGGUAAAACAAAGUGAAGUGGGACACGGAGAAUGGAAACUAUCUCCUCACAUCUGUAGUCCGUCAGUGCUAGCUUAAGACAGGGUUAGGAGCAGAACUAUGACCUGUUUGUAUUCGUAGUUUAGUUUAGCCUUCACGUUUCAAAGGGGAGAAGUUGGGAGGAACCGGUUUUCCCUGGUACCCUAGCGCCGCUUUUGUGCUUGUGAAUGGUCGGGUGUUUUUCCUGUUUGACAGAGCCGAUUGUCAAGUUAACAUACAGCUGCCGAAAACACAGGCUAAUCGUUGCCAAAUCUUUUCAAAUGGACUUAAGAUAGAGCCACAAGAAGUUCCUAAACUUGUCCUGAACUUCAGCCUCCCACAUUCAUCCAGAAUGGCAGAUCCCACCGGGCUGAGCUCUGAAGGGGCCGGGGAAGGUUUGUCUGAAGUUGACGUGUGCAGUUUGGAGAUCGAAAGGAAGUAUGAUGUCAUCCCCGCUGUCAUCUGCUCCAUGUGUUGCCUGUUUGGCAUCAUCUACUGCUUCUUUGGUUACCGCUGUUUCAAGGCUGUCAUGUUCCUGUCGGGUCUGAUGUUCGGCUCAGUCAUCAUCUUCUUGCUCUGUCACAAGGAGCAUGUGCUGGACACUCAGCUGAGUGUAGAGGCCAGCGCAGGUAUUGGACUAGGUAUAGGCCUGCUGUGCGGCCUGGUCACCAUGCUGGUAAGAAGCGUCGGCCUCUUCAUGACCGGCUUGCUGCUGGGCCUCCUCUUGGCUCUGUCCGCCCUGCUGGUCACUCACCAGUUCUACACUCCUACCACAGUCUGGGUCCCACUGGGUACUCUCUUGGGAACAGGCAUGUUGUUUGCUGUGCUGACGCUGCAGUGGCAGAAGCUCUUCACCAUGCUGUCCACUGCUGUGUUCGGGGCAGCCAUCAUGACUGUGUGCGCUGAUUAUUUUGUGGAGAUGCUGGCUUUGGGUACACAUGUGUAUGACUGCCUGAAACUCACACCCGGACCCCCUCUCUGCUGGUACAGCUGGGUCAUUCUGGGCAUCUGGCCCGCCCUCAGCCUUAUAGGAGUUCUGGUCCAAUGGAAACUUACAGAUGACAGCUUCUCGCACACUGAGGUUGUGAUCAGUCGGAGGCAGAAGAGAGUCCAGCUGAUGCGGAUACGAGAGAAGGACGCCAAGAAGCGGCAGCAGGCAGGUGGGCAGGAAGGCAUGUACCGCCGUAAACCCACCCCAGUGAAACGUUACGCUGGGGAUCUACUGGCACCGAGCUACCUGCAAAGUCUGCGGGACAGACAGAUGGGCACCGGCACUUCCCUUAGCAGCCUGGGAACUGCCAACCACACCAUGAUCGACCUGGACUUUGAGACCGGGUCCACAGCACCCCUCACUCUACAACCCCGGUCAUCAGGAUCUGAGUUUCACAAGGACUAGAAGGGACUGUUUGGUGCUUCUCUGGUUCUCCAGCUGUGUCUUCCUGAAGUAGAGUAGAACAAAUAAACUGUGACCCUCAGUGAAGGGUUUUAAUCUGCCUUCGAAAUGAGCUAAAGCAAGGACGUGUAUGCCUGUGUUCAGUGGAAGAGAAUACUGUCUAUUUAGAAGUAAGAUUUGUGAAGCCCCUUUUUGGUGUAAGCCAUAACCACUACAACCCCCCCUGUUUCUCAGAGAAAUACUUAAAAAAAAGUUGAUAUACAUUGUAGGGUCCUUGAUUUCCUCAUAUUAUGUAUGAAAUACAUAAAAAGCAAGUACGAGCCUCAAGAGUGAGUGUGUUACUGUUUUGGUUGUGAAUGUGACAAAGCAAUUUGUUUAAAAUGUACUGUACUUAAAAAGUUAGUCAUUGCCAUGAAGUGUUGUGUUAUGAUGACAUGAGAACGGUUCAAAUGUGUGGUUGUAGAAUUUUGUGAAAGUUGUGUUAAAAUUACUUUAAUUUUGUGUAUUUUUUUUAGAUGGGAGUGUAGUGUGAGAGUAAAAUAUGACAUGUAGAUGGAAACAUGAAAGAAUGAAAGUGAGGCAAAAAUUACAUGAUACAGUCGUUAUACAGUUGUUGUUUAAAAGCUCUUAGCCAGAGCUUUUAGUGGGAUCUUUUCCAGCAGCACUCUUAAUUCUGUGACCUUUUUUUGUGUUUUUGUUUUGUCAGAACAUGGUGAAGACUUGUGUGUGCUUGCGGAGUAAACUUUUAUAAUUUAAUUUAUACAAUGAACAAAGUACAGGACAUGGUAAUGUUGAAAAAAAACGACAAAAAAAGCACGCCUGUUGUUAAUUUGUAGAUUUUUAAAUAAUUACCCCCUUUAUGUUGUUUUUAUUUGCAGGGACAAUGUGCUUUGUUACCUGAAUUUGUACAUACCUGUUGAUAGAAAUUUCAAAUAGGAAUAAAUAAAAGUGUUUGAUAAAAAAAAAAAACA
Messenger RNA from Labrus bergylta (ballan wrasse), 2593 nucleotides. RefSeq names its product transmembrane protein 198-like. Gene Ontology annotation, cellular component: plasma membrane. NCBI's taxonomy places the organism in Eukaryota, Metazoa, Chordata, Actinopteri, Labriformes, Labridae. The record is from RefSeq and is a predicted model, not a curated record.